GCGAGCUGUAACUGUCCAGCGGAGAAGUUAUCCGGAUUUCUUCCGGAUACCGUGUGUGUUGAGCGAAUUUAGGCGUGUGGAGGCAAUAUGAUGGGGGGAGGACCGCCGCCGCGCCUCGGUGCAGACGGCGACUGGGUGUGCCCGAAGGAAGGAUGUGGCAACAUUAACUUUGCCCGCCGCAUGGAGUGCAACCGAUGCUUCACACCUCGGCUUGACGCUCCCAAGAAACAGUUUGGCGACAGAUCGUUUGAGAAGAAGACUGGGCUGUUUGGACCUGGAGACUGGGCCUGUGGCAAGUGCGGCAACAUGAACUGGGAGCGUCGCAACGAGUGUAACAUUUGCAAAGCCCCCAAGUCCUCUCUAGGUCCUGAUGAAAAACGUGACGGUGCCGGUGGAGGGUUCAACGAGCGGCAAGAUCGUGUCGCGUCAGCUCGCCGUGAAGUCGCCGACGAUGGGUAUGAUGACUUUGGUCAACGACGACAAAAAGCGACCGUGAGUCAGAAAGAUCGCGAAGCUGCGGCGUUGGCGCGACUGAAGGCGAGCUACAGUGCCAUCUACACCAACGAACCAUCCGGUGGCGCCCAAUGCAGCGAUGACGACGCCACCACACGAAAACCGGCAUCUUCUCGACGGAGCCCAGACAAUACCAGUAGUCGACAUCGCAGCCCAGAAGGAAAUCGGCGUCGCGGAAGUCCCGAGUCCAGCCAUCGCCGUCGAAGUCCGGAACCGUCUCACAGACGACGCAGUCCGGAUCGGCGUGGCCGUAGCCCCGACCGACGACCGAGUCGCAGUCGUGAUAGAUAUGAUAAGCCAUCGUCGGGCCGGCGCAAUAGCCGCAGUCGGUCGAGGGACCGGCGCCGAUAGGUGCAUGAAGUGCAUGAUAAUGUUCAGGAUUUGAAUUCUACAGUUUCGAUCAUUGAAAUCCUGGUUUUAAGGA
Molecule: messenger RNA, 937 nt
Organism: Aphanomyces invadans
Lineage: Eukaryota; Oomycota; Saprolegniomycetes; Saprolegniales; Verrucalvaceae
Exons: 1
Coding region: 88-864 (258 amino acids)
Source: RefSeq, a predicted model, not a curated record